Molecule: messenger RNA, 2333 nt
Organism: Symbiodinium necroappetens
Lineage: Eukaryota; Dinophyceae; Suessiales; Symbiodiniaceae
Source: the annotation of a GenBank genome assembly
GUGCCGGCGCCAUGCUUUGGGGCGAGCUGAAUCCGGACCUUCGCGCCAUCUCGGAAGAGACCGGCUGCAACCUGUUCUACACGCCACCAUCCAUGUGGCCGGCUGAUGUGGCCGAGCGGCAGCUGCAAGGCAAGCAGGCUUUCUCCUUGCUCCGGGACCCCUACGACCGCAUGGCCAACGAAUUCCGCAUGCAAUGUCAGGGGAUCGAUUCGGCCUUUUUGUUGGUCUCGCGGCACGACGUGUCUGCGCGUGAAGGUCACAUGGAGCGAGAGGGGGAUGAGUACAAGCGCUUCUACGAAACCUGCGAUGUGAAUGGCUAUCUUCAGAAGGAGCUCACACAGGUUCUGGCCGGCGACCGCUACAGGACGAAUUGCCACCUCCUGCCGUCGGCAGACUAUGAAUCCACUCCUUAUGGCAAGGUCGAGUGGAUCGACGAGCGUGGCAUUCCAGAGAGCUUCAACGAUUUCAUGAGCUCCAAGAACGCCACUCCUCGUAUGGGUUCCAGUCUCCACAACUACAAAUGCAAUGAUGUCUCCGCUUACUCCUUGGACGAGGUGACGAAGGCGCUGAUCAGGAAGGUGUUUGCCAAGGAUUUCAAGCUGCAGUGUGAGAAAUUUGGCCAUUGUGAUGACAAGGAGAUGUUCUGCCAUGAGAACAUUCCGGACAUGCUUCUUGGCGGCACGUCUCCUCUUCUCCCUGUGCAACUUUCGCGUCCUCUCGCCGCUGUUGUGACGAAGAACCUGGAGACGCAAGCCAUGGCUGAUCACUGUGUCCAGAGGGACUUCUUCUGGCGGCUGUCCUUUAAGGGUGGCACAGACUGUGACAGGGCUCAGCUGUUGGGCCAGGACUUAAUCAAGGACCUCGAGGCAUCCGAAGGCAUCUGCCAACAGCUGCGGACGCAUGCCGAAAGCAUGAGGACGGGCAACAUGACCAAGGCGUUUCGCUUUUUUGUGGAAGAGAUAAGUGACAUCAGAAAGUCCGUCUCGAAAGAGCAGUGGGAGCUGCAGAAAAUCUGCCGGAAAAUGGGUUGGCCCUCAGGGACCACAAAGAUUGCAGAGGAUAAAGGCCACGCGAUCAUCGAGGAAGAGGCCUUGCCCCGAUUCCGGGAGUACCUGCAAGACUCUCGCAGGGAGCGGAUUCUCAAGCACCACGUUGUUGUGAGCCCCGCAUAUCUCCCGCUCCUAGAGAAGCUCAUGGCGGAGCGUUUGACCGGCGAGAGGCCGUCAGAUGGCUUCCUGAGCCCAGAAGAGAAGGCCGACAUCUUGAAGCAGCUUAAACUGACUUUGGAGGAUAAGCUGAAAAGCCAGCAGGCCCGCAAGCUGGAAGUGGAGCAGAGGAGGGCCAAUGUGAACGCAAUGCUAUCGGAAAUCCCACGCCAGUUUGACGAGGUUUCGAUUCUGAGUCUGGACUCUCGGAGAACGAAAACGACGGGAAUACUGGCAAAGCACACCUUCAAAGUCAACCUGGUUGCACUCCCCUCAGUGUGGAAGGAUUCAGAAGUUGAUGACGGAGCAGGUGUUAGUUCACAAAGCGAGAUCUUCAACUUGGUGGCAGAACGGUUGUGUGAGAUGUAUGGCAUCUCCAUAAGUGGGGAUGCUCUAAGAGAUAUCUUUUUCGAAUGUUGCGAACUUGAGGAUAAGAUGUCUCGCGCUGGGGACGUGAGCGAUGUGUCGGAGGAUCCGGCGUCACCUGAUGCUUCAAUCGAAGAGGUUGAGGAUUUCAUCCAGUGCUGUUCCUGCCUUGAGCAAGAGGUGGUGAUCAAGUAUCUCCUGUCGAAAGCAAAGACAUUGGCUGCCAGGUGGUCAGGCGACCAGAUUCCUCGCGAAGCAUUCGAGGAGAUUGAGCAGCAGUUGAUGCAGUCGACUAUGCAUUGCUUCACCUUCCAAAGUCUUUCCAAGUGCUUCAUUCACAGGGUCCAAAAUUCCGAUGUAGUGUUCCGCCGCGCUGCCAGAGGCUUGCUUCUCGAGCUGGUCGAGCUGGAUGUUGACGAGCUUUUGGGUUCGGCCCCUGUCGAGAAGCAGCCAGACACCGCCAAUCUCGAAGAGCUGGUGUUCCGUUUGGCCGGCAGGGCUUGCGCAGUCUUGAGAAAGGCUGCCUUGCACGCAGAGAAGUACUGGCAAGAAGCGGUUGCCCUGCCCGCAAAGAAGCGCUGGCAAGAAGUGCGAGAUGCUGCAGCGGAGAAGUGUCGCGGUAAGCCAGGUCCGAAAAUUUAUCGCUCUGACCGGGUCCGCAGGAACACGUUGCAAACCUACGGGUCUUGGAUGUGUCCGCCAUCGAAAGAAGUCGUAAAGCAAGCAAAAACGGCAACGUACCGAAUCACGCACAAUUCUUAA